AUGGACGAACAAGAAGCUGUUUCACCACCCGCACUACUCAACUCAUCCAUUUCUCAGGUGGAAGCCAAAUGGGAUGAAACUCCGCAAAAUAUGAGGGAGCUGCCAGAAACCGAUCAAAUAUUUCGUUCAUUGAACACAUCAAAAAUGACAUUCACAUUAUCUCCAUUUGUGUCAAUCCACACAGAUAAAAUUGAGGAGGGUCUCAAAUUGAUUGGACCGUGUACUAUGUCCACAAUUUUGAGCAAAACUGAAGCUGAACUAACCCACGAAGAAAAAAUCAUCCGGUAUUUCUACAAAGAGUUUCUGCAACCAUUUAUCACAGUACAUUCAACACCUAAUGAGGAUGAGGAAAACGAUCCAUGGCUGGUAGAACCAUUCAAUCGCGGCGUGCAACAGAUAGAUGAUAGUAGCUUUGAGAUGAACACUGAUCUUCCAUAUACUUGUCGUGCUCCGUCGGCAAUUGGUGAAGAAGUUAUUGCCGAGUUGACAGUUUCCCCGGGUGGAGAUGUAUCUUUGGACACUGAGAUUCCCAGCGUCUACACUGAAGAACAAAUAGCGAAGAUAAUUGGACUGACUGGCAAAUCAAAUUCGGAUCCUACUAUGGGAAGCAGCUUUGUACCAUCGGAUAACACUUCAGGUGCCAUCCAAGAAGUAAAUCAACCUCACCAGAAAGUAUUGCAGGACAUAACGAACAAAACCGAGUCAUGUGUGGCACCUCGCCUGGUUGACUUUCUGAAGCUGCCACCAGCACCCCAUAGAAGCAGCAAACAUCGGAAUUAUAAGAAAAAGUUUUAUCCGGUUCUGACCGCAGACGAAAGAUUGGCAGAAAUUCGAAAAGUUGAAAAAGAAAAACAAGAAACUGAGCUUAAAAAGAAGGAAAGAGCUCUCCUUCGUCAGCAGGCAAGAACAAAACGAGAAGAACUUAAGAAAAGAAAGCAGGAAGAACGCGAAGAAAAGAAACAACUAAAAGAACUGCAAAAGAAAGCAAAAUCUACCAGUAAUUUGAAACGUAAACGUCGGGUAAACAUCGAAAAAAGCUUGAAGAGAAAUGAAAAGAAAAUGAAUGUAAAAGAGGAUAUAUAAAACUGUUGGAAUGUUUCAGCACGUUAAUAAACACGUUCAGUUGUUAUGAAUGCACGGCAUGGCUUUUAUUUUCCAAUAUCAUGUUGCUAGCGAAAUCCAAUGAACGCUUUAUAUCAACUUCUCUUGGUUAUGGUCGUUUGGUAUAUUCUUAUCUUUCCAUUGUUCUUCUUUCUACGUAUUGUGUUUUUUAAGCAGUUCCACAGUUGAGAAAAAAAUAUUCACGGAUUAAAAGUAUUAUUUCUUCAACAUUUUCGAUGCGAUUGCGAUAUUACUCCAUUAUUUGAUACAAAAUCUGGAACAUUUCUAUACUAAAUAGCAAAAUUUUCAUUACCAUGGCCAAAAUAGAAUCAUUGUAUGGCCAAAUUAGAAAUGAUAUGGCCAAAAUAGAAUCAAACGUAGAGGUUGCUAAAUAACGAAUAAGUAAUAAUAAAACCUUGUUUUUUCUCAUUUUCUUGAAUAAAUAGCAAGAACUAAUCUAGCAAAACCAGUGGACAUCAUUUUAUUUGAGUUUGAAUGCAAAAAACCGUAUUUAUUCAAUCAAAUCUCUUCAUGCUGUGCAUAUUGUGGCCAAAACCGGCGCUUCUACCCUAGGUUC
Messenger RNA from Aedes albopictus (Asian tiger mosquito), 1678 nucleotides. RefSeq names its product chromatin assembly factor 1 subunit A-like. Lineage: Eukaryota; Metazoa; Arthropoda; Insecta; Diptera; Culicidae. The coding region runs from base 1 to 1083 and encodes 360 amino acids. The transcript is spliced from 2 exons. The record is from RefSeq and is a predicted model, not a curated record.